Carlito syrichta (Philippine tarsier) is the source of this 2563-nucleotide messenger RNA. It is a transcript of the gene WHAMM, whose product is annotated as WAS protein homolog associated with actin, golgi membranes and microtubules. Gene Ontology annotation, biological process: Arp2/3 complex-mediated actin nucleation; endoplasmic reticulum to Golgi vesicle-mediated transport. The record is from RefSeq and is a predicted model, not a curated record. Gene Ontology annotation, molecular function: actin binding; Arp2/3 complex binding. Gene Ontology annotation, cellular component: endoplasmic reticulum-Golgi intermediate compartment membrane; cytoplasm. The transcript has 11 exons. The coding region runs from base 1 to 2067 and encodes 688 amino acids. NCBI's taxonomy places the organism in Eukaryota, Metazoa, Chordata, Mammalia, Primates, Tarsiidae.
AUGGAGGACGAGCAGCCCGACAGCCUCGAGGGCUGGGUGCCGGUCCGCGAGGACCUCUUCGCCGGGCCUGAGCGGCACCAGCUGCGCUUCUUGGUGGCCUGGAACGACGCGGAGGGCAAGUUCGCCGUGACUUGUCACGACCGCACGGCGCAGCGGUGGCGGCGCAAGGGGAGCCAGCCGGGGCCCGCCCCGCGCGAGUUCCGAGAGAAGGCCCUGCGGGCGCGGUGGGCCGAGGCGGGCGCGCGACUGCACCAGAUUCUUCAUGGACAUGGAAAUGCCAACACAAUGGUAGCAUUAAUGAAAGUUUAUCAAGAGGAAGAUGAAACAUACCAGGAGUUUGUUACUGCGGCAACCAUGUUCUUUCAGUAUUUACUGCAGCCAUUUAGGGAUAUGCGAGAAGUUGCAACUUCAUGUAAGCUUGAUAUUUUGAAGUCCUUGGAUAAGGAUAACCUGGGUCCUAGAAGGAUAGCUUCCCUAGAGAAAGAAGCCAAAGAAUGGACCACACGGGCUGAAGAAGCUAUCAUCUCUAUUCAAGAUAUCACAGUGAAUUAUUUUAAGGAAACAGUAAAAGAAUUAGCAGGAAUGCAGAAACAAAUGGAACAAGAUGGGAAGAGAUUUGGCCAAGCUGCCUGGGCCACAGCAACUCCCAGGUUAGAAAAACUUAAGCUAAUAUUAGCUCAAGAGACUCUGCAACUUAUGAGAGCCAAAGAGUUGUGUUUAAAUCACAGGAGAGCUGAAAUUCAAGAAAAGAUAGAAGAUCUUCCAGAACAAGAAAAAAAUAGAGAUGUUGUAGAUGAAUUGGAAAUACAAUUUUAUGAGAUUCAGUUAGAACUAUAUGAGGUUAAAUUUGAGAUACUGAAAAAUGAAGAAAUACUGCUUAUUACACAGUUGGACUCUAUUAAAAGACUUAUAAAAGAGAAACAGGAUGAAGUUGUCUAUUAUGAUCCAUGUGAGAGUCCGGAGGAGCUUAAAGUCAUUGAUCAUGAGGUAGGGCUGCAGGAUGAUAAGAAUUUGGAGGUGAAGGAACUCAGAAGGCAGUGCCAGCAGCUGGAGUCUAAGCGGGGCAGGAUCUGCGCCAAAAGAGCCUGUCUCAGAAACAGAAAGGAUCAAUGUAAAGAAAAUCGUCGGCUCAGAUUGCAACAGGCUGAAGAAAGCAUAAGAUAUUUUCAUCAGCAUCACAGUAUUCAGAUGAAAAGAGACAAGAUAAAAGAAGAAGAGCAAAAGAAAAAAGAAUGGAUAAACCAAGAACGCCAAAAAACACUCCAGCGAUUGAGAGCAUUUAAAGAGAAACGCCCAGCUUGGUCUGUCCUAAACACCUCUUGCUCAGAAUCUGUGGCUCCUACCCUGCCAGGUGGCCUUUCCCAGCAGACGUCCUCACCAGUUUCCCAGAUGGCAUCGGUAAAAAACCCAUCCUCUAGGAAAACCAGAGGUGUUCCCUUAUUGGAAGUUAGUAAUGUGAAAACCCUCAAGUGUCAAGACUGUCUUGGAAAUAUCCCUGUCCAGGUUUCUGUUCCAGCUGGUGACCAAAUACACCAUACAUCUGGUGGGGAAUUGUUACUGCCGUGGCUGCCACCACCGCUGCUGCCUCCUCCCCCACCGCCGCCUCCUCCUCCUCCACCACCACCCCCUCUCCCUGCUCUGUCCUUGUCCUCUCAAGCUGCAACUCACCAGAAUGUAGGCUACAGGACUACAGUAAAAGAUGACCAGCCACUUCCUCUAGUGUGUGGAUUGCCUGAGAGACCACAUGAUUCCCUGGAAAGUUUUCAGUGCCCAGGAUCUAUGGAUGAAGUGUUGGCCUCCUUAAGGCAUGGCAAAACCCCACUCCGGAAAGUGGAAGUGCCUGCUGUGCCCUCUCCCCGCACCUCAGUCAAUGAGCACAUUCUGGCUGCCAUAAGGCAAGGGGUAAAACUGAAGAAAGUUCACCCAGAGUUUGGCCCAAGCCCCAGCAGGAAACCAACCAGUGACCUUGAAAGGAGUAUCAAGGCAGCUCUCCAGAGAAUCCAGAAAGUGUCUGCUGACUCCGAGGAGGACAGCGACGAGCAGGACCCUGGCCAGUGGGACCGGUGAGCUCUUCUCCAAGUUCGACAAAGGCACCUUGGGUGAAGCAGGGGUGCCAAGCCUGUUCUUGAUAAAGCACGUGGACAGGGUGCUUGAUAGCUGGGCCACAUAACACCCUGAAAAAUCAGCAGGGCUUUGUGUGGGAUACUGCAACUUUUUUGUGACACUGUGGCUCUUAAAACUGGGAGGGAAGCAGAGAUGUGGACUUUCACACCAAUCUGCAGUUGGGGCAUGAAAACUCAUAAGCAGUGUUGCUGGCUUAGGAGAAUAGCAUUUAUUUCUCACCAUGCAUAGGUGAUCUAGAAUCAUUCCUUGAUUCUGAAAGUUUACACUACUCUGGUGUUCACUAUUAGACUACUGACUGUGGCCUCCUAUGCAUAUGGUAUAGUGGUUUCUCAGAGUUACAGGUUUGAAUGUGAAUGUUAUUUUAGCAAUACUCAGAGUUAAUUGCUUAUAGUCAUGAGUUAUUUUAAAUAUUUAAAUAAAAUUUAUUUUAUGUAUCAAA